ACCUUUGUUCUUUCUUAAAUUUAUACAAUUACACAGCAAAAGCGAUAAACAUUAGUUAGUAUCGUUUUAAUUUCUUCUUCAACAUGAUUAAGAACGCUGUUACGUUAGUGACGGGUGGUGCCUCUGGUUUGGGGAAGGCCACCGUGGAAAGACUCAUCCAACAAGGUAACCGAGUUGUUCUGUGCGACUUACCAUCGUCGAAAGGCAGUGAAAUUACGAAAACAAUUGGUGAAGAAAAAGUCGUAUUUGCUCCUACCAAUGUCACUUCUGAAAGUGAUGUAAAAGCAGCUUUAGAACUGACUAAACAGAAAUUUGGAAAACUGGAUAAUGUUGUCAACUGUGCUGGAAUUGGAGUGGCAUUUAAAACUUACAACUUUAACAAAAAGACAGCGCAUAGUUUAGAGGACUUCACCAAAGUUAUUAACAUUAACACGAUCGGCACCUUUAACGUCAUACGACUUGCAGUGGGACUAAUUGGAGAGAAUCAAUUGAACGAGAAAGGAGAACGUGGAGUGGUAAUAAAUACGGCGAGUGUCGCAGCAUAUGAAGGUCAAAUGGGCCAAGCCGCGUACUCUGCCAGUAAAGGUGCCAUCGUUGGAAUGACUUUGCCCAUCGCUAGAGAUUUGGCGAGUCAGGCAAUCAGAGUUGUCACUAUUGCUCCAGGAUUGUUCAGAACUCCUCUUUUUUCUGCCUUACCUGAUAAGGUGGUUCAUUUUCUGGAGAAGUCUAUCCCAUUUCCGCCAAGGUUGGGUGAUCCUGCGGAGUACGCGCAGCUGGUUCAAAGUAUCAUUGAGAAUCCAAUGCUGAAUGGAGAAACCAUAAGAUUAGAUGGUGCUCUCCGUAUGCAACCAUAAUCGUUUAGCAGCGUCAUUUUUAUGCAUUUUUAAAUAAAACAAAAAUAUAGCUUUA
Molecule: messenger RNA, 909 nt
Organism: Zophobas morio
Lineage: Eukaryota; Metazoa; Arthropoda; Insecta; Coleoptera; Tenebrionidae
Gene: scu
Product: 3-hydroxyacyl-CoA dehydrogenase type-2
Exons: 5
Coding region: 84-854 (256 amino acids)
Biological process (GO): fatty acid metabolic process; androgen metabolic process; estrogen metabolic process
Cellular component (GO): mitochondrion
Molecular function (GO): estradiol 17-beta-dehydrogenase [NAD(P)+] activity
Source: RefSeq, a predicted model, not a curated record